This is a messenger RNA of Sphaeroforma arctica JP610, 773 nucleotides long. RefSeq lists its product as hypothetical. Lineage: Eukaryota; Ichthyosporea; Ichthyophonida. The record is from RefSeq and is a predicted model, not a curated record. The coding region runs from base 1 to 441 and encodes 146 amino acids. The transcript is spliced from 4 exons.
AUGUUGGAGCUUCCAAUCCUGACCAGUGCCGAAGUUUCCUUCUUUGAAGUGUAUUCGCACAAUAUUAACUAUCAGACACUGGCAUGGACAUUGCCGACGAAUAUAAACACCUCUACUAACAAACGGUACGCCGUAGCCCUCAUGGGCGACUACCUGCCGGAUCCUCUAACAACAGAGCUUGCCCAGCACAUAGGCAUCGAUAUGAAAAAGCACGAGGUCAGGGCAAAGUCAGUGACAGCCAUUGAGAAAGACGAGAAAUCAAUACGUGGAAAAAGUGCCGAGGGUGUCAAGCAAACGGGAGGAGAUAACCCAACCGCAGACUAUACUAAACUCAACAGCAAAGCGACUACAGCGAAGAAACAACGUGUGGUGAAAGGCCGGUCAGCUGUGCUGAAGAAAAUCAAUACUAGGGGGAAUGAAGUCUCUGGGGUCGUACUUUAGCAAAUAAGCCAAACAAUGUAAACUGUCAUAUCACAUUAAAAAAAUUAGCAGAACGGUUAAACGACGUCAAGCCGAAUUAGACGCACUUUCCACCGUACCAGUGCGUUCAACGUUUUCUGCAUGACCACGUUGAUAGCACGAUUACUUACGCCUGCGCAGAAGUAGAUGCCUAGAUGGGCAGUGACUACUACCUGUAGUACAAUUGUGCGCUCGGGUAGUCGCCUAUAGUAGAAGAACAGGGUGGUUCAAGGGCUAUGGGGACUUUCUUCAGCAAAUAAGCAAUAGACACCGAAACGUCACUUUAAAAUAAUUCUCAAUGACGUCGAAUGGAG